Messenger RNA from Cimex lectularius (bed bug), 1583 nucleotides. It is a transcript of the gene Naa30A, whose product is annotated as N-alpha-acetyltransferase 30. The transcript has 4 exons. The record is from RefSeq and is a predicted model, not a curated record. Gene Ontology annotation, biological process: N-terminal peptidyl-methionine acetylation. Gene Ontology annotation, cellular component: NatC complex. Gene Ontology annotation, molecular function: protein-N-terminal amino-acid acetyltransferase activity. NCBI's taxonomy places the organism in Eukaryota, Metazoa, Arthropoda, Insecta, Hemiptera, Cimicidae. Bases 180 to 1157 code for a protein of 325 amino acids.
AAAAACUCCAAAUCCAAUAUGGCUUUGAGGAGUCUGAAGUUAAUGUUCAAUCACAAUUUAAUAGGUGAAGAGUUUUAAAAGAUGUAAAUAUUGUAAAAAUUGAGGGAGAUCGUUGUUCCGUUCGGAGAUAAAAGUCCAGGCCCGGGUUUGGUGUUUAUGUGUCGUUUUAGUGCCGUACUAUGGAAAAAGGACAAGGGAAAAAAAUCGAAAAUCAAACGAAAAUAGUGAACGUCGAUACGUCCAAAACGUGCGUGCAAGAUAAGGGAAAGGAGAUCGAAGAGGAUACCAACUGCAAUUUGACGACGAUCAAAGACAAUUUGCUGUACGAACGUCCCGAACUGCUCGGCUGCGACACCAUCAGCCUGAACGGCCCCAAUAUCAUAUUGAACGGCGUCGAAUGCGAAAACGGACGUGGAGAAAACAUUAAAUGUUGUACACUCGAGAAAAAAAUUAGUUUAAAAGAUUUGAAGGAUUUAGUUUCUAGUCAUUGUCAAACUUGUGUGAACGCUAGUGAAUCUUUAAAAGAAUCGACUCUUGUGUCUAGUGAAAAUAACAAAUCUAAUCCGUCAUUAAAUGACAUCGGAGGUGGAAAUGAAUUUAUUGUAGACAACGGUGUCAACGAUGAAGAGACGGAAGACGACACGAGAGAAGAGCCUUCUUCAAGUCAGCAACAGCAAGACCAGGACCAAACGGCACAGCCCGAAGUCGAGUACGUCUCGUACCAGUCUGAACUUCAAAUGCCGGAUAUCAUGAGACUCAUACAGAGAGAUUUGUCAGAGCCUUACUCUAUUUACACAUACCGAUAUUUUAUUCACAAUUGGCCCCAGUUGUGUUUUCUAGCAAUGGAUAAAGAUACAUGUGUUGGAGCCAUUGUGUGUAAAUUGGAUGUACAUAGGAAAGUAUACAAAAGAGGGUACAUUGCUAUGCUUGCUGUAGAUGAAAAAUAUAGGAAACGAAAAAUAGGUUCUAAUCUUGUGUUAAAAGCAAUUCGUGCAAUGGUCGCCGACGGAGCAGAUGAGGUUGUUCUAGAGACAGAGAUCACAAAUAAACCGGCCUUGAGGCUCUAUGAAAAUCUCGGUUUUGUGAGGGAUAAAAGACUGUUUCGUUAUUAUUUAAACGGUGUCGACGCUCUAAGAUUAAAACUCUGGCUCAGAUGAAAACACAGUUUAUGUGCCAAUAAACCAGAAAUAAAGUAAAAAAAUUACAAAAAGAAAAAAAAAAGUGUCUAUGAAACUCAUAUAGAUCGGAACAAGCGAGAUAUUUAUUAUACCUCUUAUUUAUUGUGCAAGUUUAUUUUUUUCCAAUGUUAUUUUUGAAUUGAACUUACAUUUUAACACCGGGUAACUGAACCACCUGCACCACUGAAAUAACAAGAAUAACAAACCAUCUGUGUAAUGUUUGAUGUUCUAUUAAAUUUGUAUAUAUCUAGUUUUUCUCUCAGCAAAUCUUUUAAGUUAACAAAAUAAAUGAAAUCAGUUUUCAGUUUUAAAUUUUUUUAAAAUUCAGUGGAUAGACUGAAAAAAAUUGCCAUUUCAUAAGGAAAAUGUAUCGCCUAAAUUUUUACACAAAAUUCGGAUAUAAUU